Molecule: messenger RNA, 2361 nt
Organism: Branchiostoma belcheri (Belcher's lancelet)
Lineage: Eukaryota; Metazoa; Chordata; Leptocardii; Amphioxiformes; Branchiostomatidae
Exons: 8
Coding region: 160-2361 (733 amino acids)
Source: RefSeq, a predicted model, not a curated record
CCAUCAGGGUGGGAGACGUUUCUACCCAAAAAGCUCCGAAAUAACAUCUCUCCUGCUGAUCAGGCAUGGAUUGCACAGUGUCUAUAUGACCACAAUGGAAGGCUAAGAGAGACUCUGCCAAACCAAAAUUGGUAUCACCCCCCGAGUCCCCACGUGGCAAUGAGUGUCCCCCCAGAUCCUCACCAAUACUUCCGGCAGAGGAUGUUCUUAUGGGCGCCAAUGAGAAUGUGGAGGAUACCACUCAACUGCCCCAAGUGUCAACUACAGCUGUCUCAUAGUGGGAUAUACACAAGGGCACGUGAGGUUGUAGACAUUGACUCAAGAUACUACCUGGUGAGCUUGGAUUACCCAAGGUGCAACCACUGCAAGGUCCCAUUUUGCCCUUGGAGCUCAGAUAUUCUGAAUCAACUCGACCCGUACCACAGAAGUUUGUUUCCUGCUGUGCUGACGAAGUACCAAGCAUUAGAUAAGAAAUGCAUAACGCUGAUGAAGCCACGCACGCAAGGGAACAGUUCCAGUCUCACUCAACAAGCGCUUGAAGAGGUUCACAGUGAGGAAUGGGGUAGGAGGUGCCUGCAGUAUCUCUCCGAUUGUGAAAUUCACAAGAAAGGCGCAAGACUGACAGGACUACCAUGUGACACUGUGUACCAAGCACCACCUGCAUACCGUCCUCUUCCACUGGCCCAAUGGUUCGAGGCUGCCCAUACAAACGAGAUCUUCGGACACGAAGAUGAGAUGAGGGCUAUUAUCACCAGCACCUACGGACGAGUGUUGAAGCUAGACUCAACGAAAAAGGUCACAAAGAAGUUGGCGGGAGAUGUUGCCUGUUCGGCCUCAUGGAUGACCAACAUCUCGAAUGAGACCGGGGAAGUCCUAAACUCAGUCCUGACAACCGGUGAGGGGGCAGGGCUGCAGGAGGUCUGUCAAGGCAUUGUCAGACGGUACAGCACUGCCAGUGAACCACCCCCCGAUGUAAUAUAUGUGGACCGUGACUGCUGCAGCCAGACAGGUGACCCCCCUGUUCUGAAGUUGUUCCAGCCAUGGAGAUGCCAUGUGAAGCUUGACAUCUUCCACUUUCUCAGACGCUUUUCCAAGGGGCUCACAACCGAACAUCAUCCACUAUAUGGCACCUUUUGUUCGAAGCUCAGCAGCUGCCUGUUUGUAUGGGACAAAGGUGAUUACGAGCAGCUAAGGGAGGCCAAGAGAGGGGAGCUACGGAACAAGAACGCGGGUCAGCGCCCAAGCGAGAAACAAGUGACAGCAGCAAUCACAGCAAAUGAGCUGGCGAGGCACUGUCGGAGGAUGACGCGGCCAGUGGAACACAUCCGGCAGCUGAUCAACCAACUUCUGAAGGAGAUGUGGGAACUGACGGAUACCUCAGGUGUUCCCCUGAUCAGUAAGAAAACCAUGGAAAACGUGUGGGCAGUGCAGCAAAAACACCUGCCAUGUAUCGUGGACCCCCAGGGAGUCAACCUCUACACAAUCACUGGCUACCUGGAGAAAGGUGGGAAGAGGUUGAAGGUCCUCCGAUGUGCCAGAGGCUCAUCGUCAGUGGAGUCAUUCCACAGGCACCAAUGUGCCUUCAUCCCUGGAUGGCGAGCCAACGCGUGCCAUACCCAGAUGUAUAUGAUCGAGGGGGGAAGCAGGUGGAACAUCAACAGGGCAAGGGAGGCAGUGCAACGACCAGUCACAUCUAAGACCAGACUGUAUGAUGUUCGUCUAAUGUCUAACAUCAACACCAUCAGUCAAAGGGUCUUGGGUGUGAAGCUCCUUCCAGAGUUUAGUCCACCAGGAAAGCCCACUGAUGAGCUCAUGGCCAUUCAGUAUCUGCUGGCCCAGUCUGCUAGAGGAGACUUGACUGCAUCAGUAGUAAGAGAUGACGAUGUUGGCAGUCUCCUCCCUGAACUAGUCUUGGAAGAGGCGGAUGAAGAAGAUCUACUCGAUGUCACAGUGUGCUUGGCUGAGCACAUAUGGUCAGGAAACCAAGUGACUGGAGUUAUCGAACCUACUGCCAGUCGCAGAAAAGCUUCGGCUUCUGCGACGAGAGACCACACUGCCAGUGCUACAUCCUCUGCGACGAGAGACCACACUGCCAGUGCUACAUCCUCUGCGACGAGAGACCACACUGCCAGUGCUACAUCCUCUGCGACGAGAGACCACACUGCCAGUGCUACAUCCUCUGCAACUACCAGUCAAGAUGCCCAAGGGAGUCGUGAUGAUGCUCAAGGGGUUCCAGGGUGGGAUGCUGUGGAUAACCUUGCAGCCUACCUGCUGAGCCUUGACCUCUCCGCCACAGCUCUGUCAGCAGCAGAGGCAAAGAACAUUGUGGCAUUGUAUGCCAAACUGUCUGACUACAAGUGA